Gastrolobium bilobum is the source of this 3598-nucleotide messenger RNA. Its product is annotated as DNA mismatch repair protein MSH1, mitochondrial. Gene Ontology annotation, molecular function: mismatched DNA binding; ATP binding; ATP-dependent DNA damage sensor activity. The coding region runs from base 1 to 3429 and encodes 1142 amino acids. Gene Ontology annotation, cellular component: nucleus. The record is from RefSeq and is a predicted model, not a curated record. Lineage: Eukaryota; Viridiplantae; Streptophyta; Magnoliopsida; Fabales; Fabaceae. Gene Ontology annotation, biological process: mismatch repair. The transcript is spliced from 22 exons.
AUGUAUUACUGGGUAGCCGCUAGAAACGUCGCCGUUUCAUUUCCACGGUGGCGUUCCCUUUCACCCUUCCUUCGCUCUCUUCCACCUUCUACAUUCAUUUCAUUCGUUCCCUCUCGCUUCCUCACUCAAGUGAAUGGACAUGUUGAGAAUGUACCGUGUUCUAAAGAUAGGAAGGUUGUAAGGAGGAGUGGUAAAGUGACCAAGAAGCUCAAAGGACCAAAUAAUGUUUUAGAUGAUAAGGAUCUUUCUCACAUAUGGUGGUGGAAGGAGAGGAUGCAGAUGUGCAGAAAGCCUUCAACUGUCCAGUUGCUGAAAAGGCUUGAAUAUUCUAAUUUGCUUGGCUUGGAUUCUAACUUGAAAAAUGGAAGUCUGAAGGAAGGAACACUCAACUGGGAAAUGUUGCAGUUCAAGUCCAAAUUUCCUCGUCAAGUUUUGCUCUGCAGAGUUGGGGAUUUCUAUGAAGCUAUUGGAAUAGAUGCGUGUAUUCUUGUUGAAUAUGCCGGUUUAAAUCCCUUUGGUGGUCUGCGAUCAGAUAGCAUUCCCAGAGCUGGUUGCCCUGUUGUGAAUCUUCGACAGACUUUGGAUGAUCUAACACAUAAUGGUUAUUCAGUGUGCAUUGUGGAGGAGGUUAAGGGCCCAACUCAGGCUCGAACCAGGAAACGUCGCUUUAUAUCAGGGCAUGCUCAUCCUGGAAAUCCGUAUGUAUAUGGACUUGCUGAGGUUGAUCAUGAUCUUAACUUUCCAGACCCAAUGCCUGUAGUAGGAGUAUCUCAUUCUGCGAGGGGCUAUUGCAUUAGUUUAGUCCUAGAGACCAUGAAGACAUAUUCUUCAGAAGAUUGUUUGACAGAAGAAGCAGUAGUGGCAAAGCUUCGUACUUGUCAAUACCAUCACUUGUUUCUGCAUACGUCGUUGAGGCAGAAUUCUUCUGGCACAUGCCACUGGGGAGAAUUUGGUGAGGGGGGCCUCUUGUGGGGAGAAUGUAGUUCCAGACAUUUUGAAUGGUAUGAUGGCAACCCUGUCUCCGAUCUUUUGGUCAAGGUAAAAGAGCUUUAUGGUCUUGAUCAUGAGGUUAUAUUUCGGAACACAACCGUGUCUUCAGGAAAUAGGGCUCGACCUUUAACUCUUGGAACUUCUACUCAAAUUGGUGCCAUUCCAACUGAGGGAAUACCUUCUUUGUUGAAGGUCUUACUUCCAUCACAUUGCAAUGGAUUACCUGUAUUGUAUAUAAGGGAUCUUCUUUUGAAUCCUCCUUCCUAUAAGAUUGCAUCUAAAAUUCAAGCAACAUGCAAACUUAUGAGUACUGCAACAUGCUCGAUUCCUGAAUUUACGUGUGUUUCUUCAGCAAAGCUUGUAAAGCUACUCGAAUGGAGGGAGGCGAAUCAUGUUGAAUUUUGUAGAAUAAAAAACGUACUAGAUGAAAUUUUGCAGAUGUACAGAAUCUCUGAACUCAAUGAAGUAUUGAAACAUUUAAUUGAUCCCACAUGGGUGGCAACUGGGUUAGAAAUUGACUUCAAAACCUUGGUUGCUGGAUGUGAAGUUGCAUCAGGUAAGAUUGGUGACAUAAUCUCUUUGGACGAUGAGAAUGAUCAGAAAGUUAGUUCCUUCUCUGCUAUUCCUAAUGAAUUUUUUGAGGAUAUGGAGUCCACAUGGAAAGGUCGAAUAAAAAGAAUCCACAUAGAUGAUGUGUUUACUGCAGUGGAAAGAGCAGCUGAGGUCUUGCAUUUAGCUGUUACAGAAGAUUUUAGUCCUAUUGUUUCAAGAAUAAAAGCUACUACAGCCCCAUUGGGAGGUCCUAAGGGAGAGGUAUCUUAUGCUCGGGAACAUGAAGCAGUUUGGUUUAAGGGCAAACGCUUUCGUCCACAUUACUGGGCUGAUGGUCCUGGAGAGGAACAAAUUAAACAGCUUAAACCUGCUUUAGAUUCUAAAGGUAGGAAGGUAGGUGAAGAGUGGUUUACCACGCCAAAGGUGGAGGAUGCCUUAACAAGGUACCAUGAAGCAAAUGCCAAGGCGAAAGCAAGAGUUUUUGAAAUUUUGAGGGGACUUGCUACUGAAUUGCAAUCCAAUAUAAAUGUCCUUGUCUUUUCUUCCACGUUGCUUAUUAUUGCCAAAGCUUUAUUUUCUCAUGUCAGUGAAGGGAGAAGAAGGAAAUGGGUAUUUCCUACACUUGUAGAAUCCCAUGAGUUUGAGGAUGUGAAGCCAUCAGACAAAAACCAUGGGAUGGAAAUAAUUGGUUUGUUGCCUUAUUGGUUCAACAUAGCAGGAGGAGGUGCUGUGCGUAAUACUGUUGAUAUGCAAUCAUUAUAUCUUUUGACAGGACCAAAUGGGGGUGGUAAAUCAAGUUUACUUCGGUCGAUUUGUGCUGCUGCACUACUCGGUAUUUGUGGGCUUAUGGUUCCUGCUGAAUCAGCCUUGAUUCCUUAUUUUGACUCCAUCGUGCUUCAUAUGAAAUCAUAUGAUAGUCCAGCUGACAGAAAAAGUUCAUUUCAGGUGGAAAUGUCAGAACUUCGAUCCAUCAUUGCUGGAACCACCAAAAGGAGCCUAGUGCUUGUAGAUGAAAUAUGCCGAGGAACAGAAACGGAAAAAGGGACUUGUAUUGCAGGCAGCAUCCUUGAAACUUUUGAUAGAAUUGGGUGUCUGGGUAUUGUAUCCACUCACUUGCAAGGAAUAUUUACUCUGCCACUAAACGUCAAGAACAUUGUGCACAAAGCAAUGGGCACAGCAUGCAUUAAUGGAGAAAUAAAGCCUACUUGGAAACUAACAGAUGGGGUCUGCAAAGAAAGUCUUGCCUUUGAAACCGCCAUGAGGGAGGGAAUUCCUGAUACUAUUGUCAAAAGAGCUGAAGAUCUUUAUAUGUCAGUUUAUGCUAAGGAACUGCUUUCUGCAAAAUAUUUCCCAAAUCAGGAAGAAUUUUCUACUUACAUGAAUGUUAAUAAUUUUAAUGGAACACAUUCUCAUUCAGAAAAGUUUAUGUCACGAGCUUCUCCUGAGGGAAUUGCUUUAGCUAAUCAAAUGGAAAUUUUGCAUGAGGAAGUUGAGAGUGCUAUCAAUGUAAUAUGCCAGGAUCUUAUAAUGGAACUCCAAAGGAAAAAGAUCACAUCAGAGCUUAUCGAGAUAAAGUGUGUCCUAAUUGGUGCACGGGAAGAGCCACCUCCAUCAACUAUAGGUUCUUCAUGCGUCUAUUUGAUGCUGAGGCCAGAUAAGAAACUUUAUGUAGGAGAGACGGAUGAUCUUGAGGGCCGGAUUCGUGCACAUCGGUCAAAGGAAGGACUGCGAAAUGCAUCAUUUCUUUAUUUCCUCGUCCCAGGAAAAAGCCUGGCAUGCCAAUUAGAAACUCUUCUCAUCAAUCAGCUUCCUAGUCAAGGCUUUCAACUAACCAAUAUAGCUGAUGGUAAGCAUAGGAAUUUCGGCACAUCCAAACUUUGUGUGUAACUUCUUCAUAAAUGCUGAAAAUCUCCACCUCAAUUUUGUACAUUGGCCUGUUAUAUACAGAUGGUCUACUUUAAUCAUCUUUGUGUGUAAUCUUUUGUCUAUUGAUAACGAUGUUUAGGAAGCAGUCUGCAUCAUUUUUGUUAGAAUUAGUUGCUGCUGCUGCAUUUGU